Molecule: messenger RNA, 717 nt
Organism: Pecten maximus
Lineage: Eukaryota; Metazoa; Mollusca; Bivalvia; Pectinida; Pectinidae
Exons: 3
Coding region: 214-717 (167 amino acids)
Source: RefSeq, a predicted model, not a curated record
CGUCCACAGGUAACGACUUCCGUUGUUUUGAGGAGCGUGGCGGGUAACAUACCAUUAGCUUUUCAAAUUGACAUCAAACGUACGAAAGAAACCCGUUCAGAUUUCCUCCUUUUGCAAAUAGUCAAUGGUCAAACUCACGCAUUCUUUCAAUCCUUUUUUCGGAUUGAUCGACUAACAGAAUGCCGUUCGGUAGCUUGCCCUAAUGACGUGUUAAUGGCACCAACAGCGUCAGUAACUGUAUAUAGCGGACAAAUCAGGAGGCUGAACAAUCGUAUCUGGUACACAGUUCAGAGUGCAUGCAAGGCCUUGGCUAAACUGGCCAGAGGUGUUACCACCAACUACAUAGACAUCAGUCUACAACCCCACGGGACAUAUCUAGAACUGCAAGCAGCUGAUUCACACCAGAGACCGUGUCACGUUGAUGUUAUCAGUACUGGUUUACGGCACUAUAUGUUGACAGAUCUACAUGCAGUGGACAAACAUCCGUGCUUCAUUAUCCUCCAGCAGAUUUAUCCGCAUGUAUCCUGGAUAAUGGUCCUCUGUGGCACGGAAAACUCGUAUGAAAUCCCGUUCGACCUAAAUCCCGCUUCAGAGUACAAACUGGAACUCUUUAAGGUCACGAGACACGACAAUGACGUGUAUACUGGAAAUUUACACUCAGCCGUAUCAACGUUUACCACACGUAGGUUUCACGUGAAUAUUACAUGGUGUAUUUGA